UUAUUUCUGUUUUAGGGUAUGUGGGUUCGGAUGGAGAGUGUUUUGGUUUGGAUGCUUCUCUUCGUUACGCUUUUUUCAAGACCCUCUUCUUCAGUUGUUAGGAACCUCUCUGAUAUUUCCGAAGGAAAUUACGGCCUUUCUGGAAUUUCCCACAUCACUGUGGCCGGAGCGGUUCACCACGGCAUGAAAGAGAUAGAAGUUUGGCUCCAGACUUUUGCUCCAGGAUCUGGCACUCCAAUUCACCGCCACGACUGCGAAGAAGUCCUCUUGGUGCUCAGAGGGACCGGAACUUUGCUCUUGGCAGAACCAGGAUUGGAGCAUCCGGGUGAAACCACCCAGUUCCAGUUCUCACAAAACAGCACCAUAGCGGUUCCUCGAAAUGCAGUCCACCAGAUUAUCAACACAGGGGACGAGGAUGUGCAGCUUUCGGCGGUAAUGUCAAGACCUCCUGUUAGAGUGUUUGUUUAUCAGAGCUUCUCUAUACCACAUGCUGAGGCUGUUCAUUUUCCUGUACCCUGGGAUAUGCAAUGCUUUGCUGCUGGUCAAGGUUAUUUUGGAGCAUUAUAUUUGCAUAAAAGGGAUUUUAGUAGUCAGGAACCUCUCUGAUAUUCCGCAAGACAGCUAUGGUCGUCCGGGAUUGUCUCACAUGACUGUAGCUGGG
This is a messenger RNA of Selaginella moellendorffii, 661 nucleotides long. Its product is annotated as auxin-binding protein 1-like. Lineage: Eukaryota; Viridiplantae; Streptophyta; Lycopodiopsida; Selaginellales; Selaginellaceae. The coding region runs from base 19 to 606 and encodes 195 amino acids. The transcript is spliced from 7 exons. The record is from RefSeq and is a predicted model, not a curated record. Gene Ontology annotation, molecular function: auxin binding.